AGAUUAUAAUUACAUUCGCAACCUACAGCCUCCGCCUCUCUCUCUCUCUCUCAUUCACUCACUCACGAGCGCACAAUAAAUGGAUCUUUGAGAAAAGAGAGAGAGAACGAGAGAGAGACGUGUGAGGAAAGAGAGGAGGAGGAGAAGAUAGAGAGGGCAGGAGGGAGGGGGCAUCGGCGUAUGCUUGUACACAACUACCCCUGAUUUCCAUUUUUUUCCCUAACUCGUAAUGUAUUUAAUUCAAGUGAAACGUAAUCAUGACGUGUGUUGUCAUUAAUCUCCUCGCCGCCUCUCCCGAGACUGUUGGAGGUGGUCAGACAGAUUGCCACCUUCAGAACACACCCUCUUUAAGUCAAGGAAGUGAAACAUGGCAUAAACACAUCAACAAGUAUGGAUUCCCCACCAGAGAGUAUGCUGGCUCUUUCCUUUGAGCCCCCAUUGUUUCCUCCCUCCAUGCCGUCCCUGGACCACAGUCCCCAAUUCCUACCCCAGAGUCCUCAGUCUACCCCUUCUAGCCCUCAAAUUGAACUCUAUGCCCCAGUCUCACCUUGUCCCCUUCCAGAGGCCAGCCUCCAAGAUGAAGAGGAAGAUGAGGAGCUGUCAAUGCCCCCUUCACCCACCCCAGCGGUGACGCUGUUUCCUGGUGAAUUGGAGCUUGGUAGUUCCUCAUCAGACAGCAGCCCCCCAGCCACACCAUUAACACCUUUUCCUGGUUUUGGAGCUCUGGAACAGGCCAUCUCCUCUGGUCAAAGUACCACCUGUGAUGAUGAGUUGGAUCUUCAGCUUUUCAACAAUGAAGGCAUGGCUGUCCCAGGAGGAACAAGCUCUGGGCCUGGCCUAAGGUUCCCAUGCCAUGUGUGUGGAAAGAGGUUCCGCUUCCAGAGUAUUUUGUCUCUGCAUGCUCGAGCACACAGUUUAGACAGGGAGCGUCGAGCUUCAGCUCCCUACCGAACCACACAUGCUAAACUGCAGCAGAACCAUGUGGGCAACAGUGUAAUCCAGGAUCUCAACAACAGAGAGCCUGGUCUGAAACUGAGUCCAUUAUCUGGGUCAUUACAAAAGAGUAUAGAUGAAGACAUGGUUCCAGAGGAACCUCUUCAAACUGCAAGCAGCCCUCAGUUCCUUUUUGAAGGAACCACAGCCCUGACUCCACCUCUAACAGAGGAAGCACCAAUCUCAACCUCCUUCUCUCCACUCAGCCAAGCCCACUUGGAAGACAUCACACCACCCACAGCUGCUUCGUCCUUCCGGUGUCAUGCCUGUAAGGGUAAGUUCCGUACAGCUUCAGAGUUGGCUCGUCAUGUGCGGAUCCUCCACAACCCCUACAAAUGUACAAUGUGUCCCUUCUCAGCCAGUCAGGAGGAAAGCCUGGCUGCCCAUCUGCAGGAGAGCCACCCACCGGAGGAUCCUACCACUGAAACGGUUUUCCCUUCUCCCCCUAUAACUGCACCAGCUGAGACUCCUCCCUCACAAAUACCAGUUGUUCCAGCUUUCAAAUGCGAGACAUGCGGGCAGCGUUUUACUCAGUCCUGGUUUUUGAAGGGUCACAUGCGGAAGCACAAGGACUCAUUGGAUCACAAGUGCCAGGUUUGUGGCCGUGGCUUCAAGGAACCCUGGUUCCUAAAGAAUCAUAUGAAGGUGCAUCUCAACAAACUGGGCCUCAAAGCUGGAUUGGGAAAUCUGGGGCCAGCUGGAAAUGAGCAAUCCAAAGGUCCUGCAAGCACACAAGUGUUGGGGGCCCUGUAUUCUAACUUGCUCCUGGCUCGCAGUAUGACCAGUGGUGGUGGUUCAGGAAGUCGCACAGAAAGGUCAAAUGCCAGUGCAGGCUCAAGCAAAUCCUCUAUAUUGGGUUAUUUGGGCUUACCCAAAGACAACAGCAAUGGAAGUUGCAUGGAGCGCCUUCAGGCAGUGGCACAGGUUGCAGAAAUGGGUAAUGGUGGAGGACGGGGAGGUGACACAGCAGACGGAGCGGACCAGGCAGCCAUGUGGCAGCUGGUUGCUCGCAGUCUGGUAGCAGCACAGCACAACCAACAGCAACAGCAGCAGCGAUCUCAUUCACACCAUGAGCUUCCUUCCUCACGAGGCACAGUCUCUGGGGAAGCCAAGCAGAUGAGGGCCUACCUGGGUGGGUUGGGUUCUAGAGAGGAAUUGGAGGGAUCUAGUCCACCUUGGGAGUGUCCAGAUUGUGGCAAGCUGUUCAGAAGCCUUCAGCAGGUGGUUGCUCAUUCCCGUGUCCAUGUCAAGAAACCACAGAAAGGUCAAAGUCCCCGAGGGGGCAUGUCCAGGGAAGAGGACAUUAUAAACAGAGUGAGUGGAGCUCAGGCAACAGGUGGAGUAGGAGGAGGACAAAGAGCUAGUGACAAUGAAGGAAGGCAGGAGGGAAAGCCAUCAGGAGUCGGGACAGCUGGGAGCUUCCAUUCUGUCAUUUCACAUCUUUCUGGUCAGAAUGGUCUAAGGGGGUCAUCCUCUUCCACUUCAUCUCCAAGGGAGCGUGUUCGGGGAACAGGGACAAAGGAUUGCCCCUACUGUGGUAAAGCCUUCCGGUCUUCCCAUCACCUUAAAGUACACCUUCGUGUACACACAGGUGAGAGACCAUACAAAUGCCCACACUGUGAUUAUGCUGGCACCCAGUCUGGCUCUCUCAAGUACCACCUUCAGCGUCAUCAUCGUGAGCAGAGGAACGCUAUGGAAACCACCACUAAUUCCCCAUCACCGAGCCUCCUCUCUCUGACUGGCUGUCCUCAUGAAGGUGUGAAAAAGCGCCGUCACUCCUCCAUGUCCCAGUCUUCUUUUGGGAGGGUUCCUGGAGGGGCUCCUUCUUCAAGGCACAGUCAGUCAUGGGCUGCAAGCCCGCCAGAGAAGAAGGAGGGCACUACUGUAUCUGGACGUCACAGAGAGGGAGAUGUGGAGAGUCAGUAUCUCAGUCUGUCUGGGAUGAUGGGUACACUAUUUGCCGGCGGUCUAGAACCAAGUUGGAUUGGAGAGGUGCCACCUCCGAAAAUGCCUAAAGUGUCUCGACGGAAACCCCUUACUACAAGCCGCAUGAUGUCAGCGAAUGGUUACCAUGGUGGGAUGCUGUCCAAUGGGUCCCAGGAAGGAGGCUUUGAACCUCUGGACCUUUCCCGCCGCCCUUUACAAGAUGAAGUGAGUAGUUCUGUAGGUGGACCAUCAGGUAUCUCUAAAGGAGGGAAUGACAUCCUCAAUCAAUGUGUCUUCUGUCCCUUCCGGACCUCUUCUGUUGAGCUUAUGGCCAUGCACCUUCAGGUCAAUCACACCAGCAAGUCUCGUCGCAAGAGAGGAGCCUCUCUCACUUCCACCAAUCAUUCUCCAAAAAUAACUUUGACCAGGUCAGACCGCGAUCCGCUGGCUCUGUGGAAGUUCCUCGGUGCAGAGGAUGGAGUAGCAUCUCCUGAGGAUUGGGUCUCGUCAAAGACAAGAGCUGAGAAUGGAGUCAGCCCAGAGAACAGGGACACAGAGGACAGUUUUGAACUGACCCCUGGAACUGUGGGACAUGUCUGUGAGAAGGGACUUAAAAUGAGAGAGGAGCUGGACGAGGAAGAUGAGGAAGUCGAUGAGGAGGAGGAUGACCUGGAAGGAAAUGGGAGCUUUGGAAGUGUACACCAGAAUCAAAGCAGAAGAGGUGGGUCUGUUUCAUCAGACCUCGCUGCUGAGGAUCUGCCCAAGGAGGAGGAAGGCGUCUUGGGGAAUUAACAUUAGAUAAGAACCCUGGAUGAGUUUGGACUAGUGUUGUCAAAAGUACUAACUAGACAGUACUGACUUAGAAUCAAUUUCCCCCUAACAUUUGAGCACUGUUGAGCCAAUUCUUGGCCAUUGUGUUCACACGCUCAACAGAUAUGACUGUGAUUGGCUACAAAGAUCAUCACUGAACACAAUGGCCAAUCAGCUCAGUAGCUCUCAAAUGUUAACGGGAAAUGGAUGUUUUUAAAAUUUCAGUCCUGAUUGGUAACCAAGACGGUACUUUUGACAACACUAGUUUGGACAUAUUUGGGAAAUAGUUGUCCAGGGUCCCUUGUACAACCCUAUUAGAAAAAAAAACAAUUGAACAAAAAAAAAAACAGCUUUUGUGGGUAGGUAUGGCAGCUAGUUUGAGCUGGUUUUAUCUGGUCAUUUGCUUGUCCAAAGCAACUAGCUCCUGCUCGGGACUAGUAUAAACCAGCUCAAACCAGCUGCCGUGCUUCAAAACAUACCUAACCAACAUAUGCUGGUUUUUCAUCUGGGAAUUCAGACCAAGGGCAUACCAUUCGCUAUGCUAACAUACUGUACAGUAUCUAAACAGAUAACCUGCAAAAGUAUUUAAAAAUCAAACAUUCCUCUUAAUAUAUCCUCCGAGCCCCCCUUGGGUAGUGAUCAAUUACCUCUACACACACACACAGACUCUUAGUCACACAGAGAUAUCCAGUAUUGUAUGCCAGUCCAAGCCUGCCUGUCUCGGGGCCUUCUUGAACACUGUUCUCUUGUUCCUGUCUUCUCGUCAGUGAACACAAUUGCCAAGUUGAAUUUAAUUUAUAAUUUCCUUGCUCCUGUGAAUCUUGCUUUCAUCUCAACGGGGAUCUGGAAUGUCAAUCUGGGGAGCUGGAAAAGCAAAAAAGAGACACUGUUCUUAAUCGCUACGAUAUACAGUAUUAAUGCUGAGAGACACGGACAUCCUACUUCCACGUGAACUUGAUCUGACUGCACGUCUUCAGCAAACCAAAGGAGUGGGCACACUUCUUACCAUGCACCUGCCAGACUCUGAACAGAAUGCUGUGAUAACUGUACGGUACUUGUGAAUCACCUCUAACAGAACAGGACAGAGUAAAGAGUAUAUUACCAGAUAUCCACACACUGCCAGUCUGCUCAGACGGGUCUUCUUCAGAUAUUAUAUCAAACAGAGAUUCUGCCUCUUCUAUAUGCUAUUUCUUUCAGUGCCUGUUGAUGUAAAAGGUUUUUAGCAGAUUCAGUAACACAGGAAUAUAGUUACAGUGAAUAUAUACAGUAUAUAUGUGUAGUUGUGCUAGAGCGUUCUGUGACAACAUGGUGGCAGUUUGUGUGACUAUGUCAGCU
This is a messenger RNA of Carassius auratus (goldfish), 5064 nucleotides long. RefSeq names its product zinc finger protein 219-like. Gene Ontology annotation, cellular component: nucleus. Bases 391 to 3711 code for a protein of 1106 amino acids. Lineage: Eukaryota; Metazoa; Chordata; Actinopteri; Cypriniformes; Cyprinidae. Gene Ontology annotation, biological process: regulation of DNA-templated transcription. The record is from RefSeq and is a predicted model, not a curated record. The transcript has 5 exons. Gene Ontology annotation, molecular function: DNA-binding transcription factor activity, RNA polymerase II-specific; RNA polymerase II cis-regulatory region sequence-specific DNA binding.